Messenger RNA from Volvox carteri f. nagariensis, 7752 nucleotides. RefSeq lists its product as uncharacterized. NCBI's taxonomy places the organism in Eukaryota, Viridiplantae, Chlorophyta, Chlorophyceae, Chlamydomonadales, Volvocaceae. The transcript is spliced from 7 exons. The record is from RefSeq and is a predicted model, not a curated record. Gene Ontology annotation, molecular function: transcription coregulator activity; histone demethylase activity. Gene Ontology annotation, biological process: regulation of transcription by RNA polymerase II; protein demethylation. The coding region runs from base 1 to 7752 and encodes 2583 amino acids.
AUGAAGUGCGUUCAUCCAGACGGUUUCAGGCACCUGGGAGGGCAGCUGCUAGCAUGGCCUGGAUACGCUACCGAACCAGUCGAGGUGAUCGAGAUGGCGGGUCUUACGAACGAUUGGGUGCGCACAACAGGAUUGCAGGUCCCGUCGCUCGUGAAAGGUUGCACAACGUACACGUCGUUCUUGCAACCGUUGCUCACCGACAUGCGCGACCUGUCCCGGUUAUCCAAGGAGCUAGGCGAUGAUCGCGAGGUACAAACUCUGGACGUGGCCCAGCAGACUCCGGGACCCAGAUGGACCAUGCGCCAGUGGUGCCUCUACUGGAAGGAGCGCCAGGCGACUCUGCCGCAGCCGGGCGACCCGCACCACCUGGCUGCUGGCCCCGGCGGCGCCUCCGACGCCCCGUGGGCCCUACGUGUUUCAUGUGUGGCCAUGUUCUUUCAACGCGGCAGCUUCAGCUGUACUUUCCGUGCCCCGCUGUACCCCCCCGCCCCUCUUGUCAACAAAGUCCCGCCCCUCACCUGCGACCCUGUCUCCGCCUCUUAUAACGGCCCCUUUAUACGGCGCGUAAACAGUGACGUGGACCAGUUCCGGGAGACCAGCGCUCCGCGGAAGGGCAUCCGGGAUUCCAACAAGCGCCGCCUGCUGGCUCUUACCUGCGCGCCGCUGCCGGACCAGGCGGAGGCCCCCGCUGCGGCAGCGCUGCGGAUGCCUCUCCCGAUGGCUGCCGCGGACCUGGUGGCGCACCUGGGCCUUACGAGGGAAGUGGCGGCGGCGGCGGCGACGGGUGGCGGCGGCAGCGCCGCCGCCGCAGCGGCGGCGAGACACCAUGUUGCGAUUUGGCCUUCGGGGGCGGCGACCAACUUUCGGCUGCUGCCCGGCGGGGCUGCUAGCUGGUGGGCGGUGGCGCAUGGGCGCAUGAUGUUCCUGCUGGUACCCCCCACGGAGCAGUCCCUGGCGCUGUUUGCAACGUGGACCGCAAGUGGAGCCCGGGACCAUGGCGUGCCGCUUCUUGAUGCCUGGAGCCCCUCCUCGCCACCGCGGCCCCCCCCGCCCUUCUCUUCCGUCCAAGUUGGAUUGCCGCCGCCACCGCCGCCCGCUACCGCCCCUGCAUCAGCGCUGCCGCUGCCGCCGCCGCCGCCGCCGCCGGCGGCUACUUCCCCCCGUGGCGCGCAGCGCAACGCAGCUGACUUCCCGGUUGUCGCCGGCGGCGGCGGCGGCAGCCCUGCGCCGCCGGGGGGUCUUGCUCGUGUGGUCCGUCUUGAAGCGAGUGCCGGGGAGGUGGCGGUGCUGCCGGUGGGGUGGCCGUUCGCCGUGGUGGCGGCGGAAGACAGUGUGGCGGUGUGCGGCCAGCUGCUGACGUUGCACGCGAUGGGCGCUGCGCUGCGGUGCUGGGAGCUGGAGGACCUUCUGCGGGUGAAGCAGCGAGCCCGCUUCCCGCUGUUCAAGCACGUCAUGUGGCAUGCGGUUGUGUCGUACGCAAAGGCGCUGCGGUCCGCGGCAGGCCUCCCGAUGCUCAAACGCCAGCGCGCCUCGACGUCGCGCGACCGUGGCGGCACAGCGCUGGGGCCCGCCGGCAUGACCGCCUCACACAACGUGCAUGGUGGCGGCGGCUCCACGGGGGGUGUGCGGCGUCCGACAGCAGCGCAGCCGCAGGACAGCUCCGCUAUGAGUGGGGGCCCUGGCACAGCGGCGGCGGCGGUCGGCAGACGCCGUAGUACGGGCGGCGGCGGCGCACACGGAGCUGGCGCGGCUGAGCCCGGCCGCGGAACCGCCGGUGCUGGAGCUGACGGCAGGCCAGCUGCACUGGCGGCGGCGGGUCGCAAAAGAAUCACGGGCGAGCAACACGCGGAUUCACCACGGCGCCAGAGCAAUAGCGGCGCCUGCGCCACCGCUGCUGGAGCUGCUGCUACUGCUGCAGCGGGGCAGCCAGGUGUGACCAGCGGUGGUGGUGGCGCUGGCGGCGUGCAGCUGCCGCUGCGCGGCGUGGUGGCCAACCGCGUUGGCGCCAAGGGUGCCUCCCCUUCCUCGCCCCAGUACAGCGGCGGCGGGAAGCGCCUGCGUCCGAACACCGGCGCGGCGGUACGGAUGUUUAACCAGCUGGCGGAUGAUGAUGAGGACGUGGCAACCGCCACGUCACCUCGGGAACGUCUGCCUGGGGCCAGGCUCCGGAGCGCCUCAGGUGCCGGUGCGGCUGACCCUGUCGGCGGUGUGACACCAGCGGCAGCGGGAUCAACCCGGCGGCUGGCCUUGGGCGGAGGGGCCGCCAGAGGCACGGAGGAGCGUCCGAGGCGGCGCGCAGCGCAGGGUCGGAACUGGGAGUACCUCCUAGGGGAGCAGGACGACGACGACAAGGGGCAGCAGCAAGAGGAGGGUGAGGGCGAGGGAGGCGGCGACAGCGGGACCAGCCACGGGAACUCUGGGCGGCAACGCCAGGUACGGCGGUUACAUCUGCGCCAGCAUGAUAUAGCGGAGGAGGCUGGGGUGGAGCCGGACGAUGGAGGCGGCGGCGGAGGCGGGUCGGCGCCACCGGGUAUUCGGCACGGCCGCGGGCGCCGUCGCCGCCGCGGCGCCGAAUCCGACGAUAUUGAUUAUGAAUACGAUGGCAGCGAUGGCAUGUCGCACGACAGCGACGACAUGAGGCCGACAGCGCGGACGCCGCGAGGCGCGCGUACAGGGAGGCGCUUGAGCGACCGCGGCAGCGAGGGCAGUACCCCCGCGUCGCCGGGCAACCGCCGAGGGCGCGGCGACGGUGGUGACAGUGGCGGAAGGCAUGGCCGAGGCCGGGGAGUUAUGCCUGGCUCCCGCGCCGGUGGCGCAGCCGCCGAUGCCAGUGCUGGCGGCGGCAGCAGAGCAGGUCGGGGCUUGCGGUUGCGUAUCACAGCUCGUCACGCAACACCGUCGUUGGAGGUUGGUGUGGUGAAUAGCCGGCCUGGUCCGGGCCCACCGUCACGGCAGGCACCGACGCGGCCGGAGCUUGGCGCCGGAGGCGCUGUGCCUUCACUAGGGGAACAACAGCAGCAGCAUACGAAAGCUUCCCGACGGGUACGGCGGGUGCGUGUGUACGAGGACACUGAUGAUGACGUGUCCCUUGAUGACGCUCUGAGUGGCGGCAGCGGCGGCGGAAGAGGACGUGGGACAGCGGCAGCGGCGGCAGCGGCCCGACGGCGACCUGACGGGGCUGGCGGCGGUGUCGCUGGCGGCGGGUACACCCAGGCUGCGUCGCCUGGCCGGGCGGGGUCGUGUAGAGCGUCGGCCGACGGCGGUCCGGCGGCCCUUGAAGACUCCCUAUCCUCGGGAGGAGACGACGAUCAGCACCAGCGACGGCGGCGAGGAUGGCUCCGACGCAGGCGUCAAGCGCAUGCGGCGGGCGAGGAUGAUAAUGCGCUGGAGGGGGCGGUGGCGGCCGGUGCAGGUGGGCCCGCAUCGGAGGAUUCGGAUAGCCUGGGCGCCGCCGCUGCGGCGGCGGCGGCGGCGGCGGUCGGGCAGCCGCUGGGGAGUCAGGGUGUCCGCCGCCGCCUCCGACGGGCGCUGGUCUCUGAUGAGGAAGACGACGCGCCCGGUGCGGUUGUUGCCGGCAGAGGAGCCGCGGCGCCGCCAACGGCUUCUCAUCCCGCCGCCGCCACCGCUUCAGCAGCGGCAGCAGCCGGUACAACCGCGGCCGCGGGUACGCCAGUGCCACCCAUUAAGAUCAAGUUGCAGCUCCACAGCCGUCCCGGCGUCACGCCCGGAGCGACCCAGCCGCCGCAACGGACCGUACUAGGUGAUCAUCUUCGUCGCUCGCCGUCUCCUGUACCGCCUGUGCUACAGCCGCCGCGUACUAACCACGAGCUUGAGCCAGGGAUAGCCGGUGCUGUCACUGUCGCUGGCGCCGGCGCCGGCACUGGCGCAUCGGCUGGUGGUGGUACGGCGCUUGGGGCCGGGUCUGGGGUUGGGUUGGGGGUGACGGGAGUGGGGCCUGGGUCGGGGCACGGCCUGAAGCUGCGUCUCAGACUUCCUGUCGGACCUCCAGGGCCUGGGGGGCCCCCUGCGCCAUACCCAACCCCAACCCCUCCAAAUCCUCAACUCCUACUCCACCCACAUUCAGAUGGGUUUCACCCAGUCCCUCCGUGUCCUCCUUCCUCGACCCCCCGAUCGACGCUCGAGGGUGUAGCGGACGCCGUCGCAGGAGCCGAUAGGGGGACCCAACGGUCGAAUGGCGGUGCGCAGCACGCUGGGGAAUCGGGCUCAGGGCUCCGUUUCGCAGCAGCUUGUGAAAGGGGAACGAACAUCGAACAUGCUGUGCCCGCCGCCACCGCCGCUGCCGCGCUGACGCCAUGCACGCAGCCGGUACGGCAACCCUCCGGCGAGCCUGUUUGUUCUGGGAGAGGGCAGCUGCCGCCGUCGGCAGGCGAUGCAGGCCCCAGUUCCCCCCGCGCUACUGUCCCUUCUACCGGUGGCGCCGCUGACGGUGACGGUGCCGCCGCCGCUGACCCCGUUUUGGGCUCCCAGGACGAGGCGCUGCCGGCAGACGACAUUCCUCAGCUUGACGGCGCCGGCGAUAUGGACGAGGAAGUGUACGACAUUGUGGGUUCCAGAGCCCCGAGCAGUGUUUCCCCUGAGCGCUGUGGGCCUCUGUACCCCCCCGCCGCUGUCCGGAUCAGGAACAUGUCUGGACGCUUGCAUACUGCCACUCCGGGAAUCUUGCUGCAAGCUACUGUGGACGAAGGUGGGGGAGCCUUGGCCGCGAUCCUCCGUACCUUGGAUCCCACGAGCUCAUCAGUGGCGAUACCCUCAACGGUUCUUGCUGCUACUGCUACUGCGCCGGCGGCAGCGGCAGCGGCAGGAUACAGCGGCGAAGGCAGCCUGAGAGCCAUGGACAUGAGUGUGGAUGUCGGGGCACCUGCCGUUUCCCCUGGCAUUUCACACCCGCCUCAGCCCCAGACCAACUGGUUGCGGCAGCCGCCUGCAGGCGCAUUGACACUGCAGCAUGGGGACCAGCCAUUCCUUCAAAGGCUAAUCCCGCCGCAGCUGCAGCUGCAGCAGCCACAGCAGCCACAGCCGCAACCGCAACCGCAACCGCAUCAGCCAGCAAUGCCCGGCCACCUGAGUAUUCUGCAGAAGCUGCCUCCUGGCGCAACUAACCCGUUUAUGUCGUCGCCACCGCCGCCGGCUGCCCCGGCCACGCAACAGCUGCACCAUCCGAUGACGUCCGAUGUGGGUGGGAGCUCCGCCUCUGCCACAGGGCAGCAGCUGGAGCCCGUGCCGCGGGAGCCGCAGGACCAUCAGCCCCAACUAGGCGGUGUGCCGGCGGCCGAGACCCAACAGUCAUGCCAGGUCCUGGCCCAGAUACAGCCCCCAGAACAGGACCAUGCGCCGUGCCCAGCGGCAGUGCUGGCGGCUGGCGCGCCGAUGCCUGCCCAGCAAGUCGGGGCGGCGGUGGAGAUGCCGCCGGCAGUUUCGAUGGGAUCGUUGCCGGGGGUGUUAAUGGCUAUGGGGCCGGAGGUGCGGGCGCUGCCAGGCGCCCAGGACGAACACCCCCAGAAGAGGCAGCAGCAGCAGCAGCAGCGGGUGCUACAGCCCGCAUCGCAGUUGGAGCUGGCAGCGCAGAGCCAGCAUGUGCAGGACCUGUGUGGGGGGCAGGUACUCGCCAGUUCCAAUCCCGGGACCUCCCCCGCAGCGGCGCUUUUGCAGCCGCCACUGCCGCCUCUCCCAUCGCAGCAGCAGCAGCAGCAGCAGCAACAGGAGCAUCAACAACAACUGCUAUCGCUACUGCAGGCUGACAGCCGCCUCCACGCCGGUUUGGAAGUGCCGCAGAGCCUAGCCCAGUCGCAGCUGCAGCCCGCCGUGGCCGCUGGUCAAUCCGCGGAGCUUGCUACUGCUACCGAUGCUGAGACGACAGCGGCAGCGGCGGCUGUGGCUAGUCUCGCACCAAGUCCAUCGCCGCAGUUUGCGUCGCCUGCCUCACCAGGGCAUGGCGGCUCAGUGGCGCCAGGGCCGUCAGCGGUCACACCUAGUGGCCCUGCGGCGCCGUCUCCGCCAUUACGCGGUGGAGCCGCCUCGGCAGUGCCGGCCAAGCGCGCUUCCGACGGGACAUCUAGACACGCACAGGCGCGGCCGGCACAUCCUCGGCCGCAUGUUAUCAAGUCCAUCUCUGAUGCAGUGCCUGAUGCGCAAAAGGCUCUCGGGCUGGUGCCGCUAGGUGCACAUCGCAGCGCGCAGCAGGCCGUGCCUCCCCGAACCGGCGGCCUCACCAGGAUGAUGCCCAGCCGGCCCGGGCAGCAGCAACGACCUCCAACCGGUAAUGGCCCGCUUUCCGCCGCUUCAGCUCCCAAGCAGCAACAGCAGCAACAGCAGCAGCAAGGGGGCCCGCAUGGAGGGCCUUCGGGGGGCGUUGCAGCAGGAGGUCGUGCCGGGGCCGGCACGUCCUCGGCAACUGCUGCUGGCACGGCUGCUGCUACUGCUGGUGCUACUGGUGGUGCUGGUGCUGCCGCAACAUCUCCAAUGGCCAAGGGGACGGGCGCGGCGGUAGCGGAUGCUCGAGCCACAUCUCCGAGGGCGGUUUCAGCGGCGCGGCCGGGGACAGGGUUGUACGGCGAUGGUGGCGGCGGAGCAACAGUGGCGACUGCGGGUACAAUGGCAAGCCGUCUACCACAGCCGCAGGCGGAGGCCCCGCAAGGGGGCCAUCGGCCGCCAAAAGGAUCAACGCCCCCGCCGCCAGCGCUGCUGCUGCCGCAGCAACAGUACCCUGGAACCGACGCGGCUACCGACGCGGCGACGCCCAUGCAGUUGGCCAUUCGCACCGCCAUUGCGGGCGCCGCACAACGGUACGAUAUGCCGCCGCCGUCGACCACACCGCUGUCGUCGUUUGGUGCAGCGGCUGCCGGGCCCUCGUCCUUACCGGCCGCCACGUCGCCGGCCUUCGCUGCCCCGUAUGGCAGCGGCUCUACGGCAGCCUCCGCCGGGGUCGGGGGACCGCCGGCACCGAAGCCGCGGCCGUCCUUGUCACGGCUGUUGUCACCCUGGGAAAUCCGUGACUUGCCUCUCCUCGUGGCGGCAUUGCGGCGAGGCUUGACGGAGAGCCCCUACCACGACGAUGUGCCCUUUACCAUACGCGACCCGGAGCACGUGUUGGAACAGCUGGAGGAGGCCUUGACGGUGUUAGAGCACCCGGCCUAUGCAGCUGCCGCCGGAGCUGCAACAGCGGCGCCGCCCGUGCCUGCGACGGCAGAUGGUACACCCCCAAUAACUGGGCCAAGUAGAACCCAAGAACCUUGCGAAGGCGGCAGCGGCCCUGGCAGUGCUUCACACGCAACACCGGCUGCGCCGGCGCCGGGCGCUGCAGCGACUGAGGCGGGCGGCUCUGAAGGGGGCGGCGGCGCAGGGCCGCCCGGCAGCGGGAUGAUGCCCAUGGGGCCGCCGCCGCCGCCGGCUGCUCGCGUCCCACAGGCUGCUGCUGCCGCGCAGGCGGUUGCUGUCCCCUAUCCGGCAGUGCGUUUCGCCAACGACGCGGAGCUGCCCCCGGCGUGGCGCCAGAUUCGAGACCGGAUCGCAGCGCAGCGUGAGCAGUCGCCCGGGCCAGGCAGCACCGCCUUUGGCACCACCUUCGACGGAGACACUGUCGAGCAAACCGCGGAGACGGACCCUGCGGCCAGUGCCGGGGCGGGCGGGGCAGCAGGGCCCGGCGGCAGCAGACGCCAACCGCCAGGGCGCACCGGAGGCCCUCGGCCGCUCAGCAAGAAGGUAGCCAAGCUGAAGAAGGGUCUGGGCCUUUGA